UUUCAGCAUUAAAAUAGUUUAAAAAAUUUGUCAUAUUUGUAAUUGAGUAUAGUACAAAUAUAUGUAAAGAAAAAAGUAAAAGGAAAAAAUAUUGUAUAAUGUUGAAGUUUGUACCUAUUUUACAUGAAAAUCUGAAGCGAUCUGUUACAACUGUUUCUGUUUACGUUGGCAUCUUAAAAAAAAGAAACUAUGCUCAACAGGUUCUUGCACUUUUGAAAGAGUACUACCCUUUUGAUUCUUCAUUAAGUCAUUUAAAAAGAAUCAAAGAGACUGAAGAUAAAAAAGAAUUGUUAGUUAUUAUUGGAAAAGUAUCUUUAAUUGGAAAUCUAAGCUGCUUACUUAAGGAUGAGAGAUUACAACAAUAUAUAGAAAACUUUAUCCAGUGUUUUGUAUCUGAUUCUCCGCCUCUUACUCGACAGCAGUUUCUUGAAGCAUCUAAGUUUUGGCCUGUACAGUUUCACGAAAGUAAAAUAAUGAAAGCAAUUAUUGAGGGGACAAAUUUAAAUGAAGCAGAAAUAAAACAAGGCCUUGAAUAUAUGCAUCUGGUGCAGGAUAUAUUCUCAACGGAAAACAGAUCUGCAGCAGUUAUAGUUAACCCGGUUGAUAAUUCCAUCUUAGCUGUUGCACAUGAUCACACUGAAUCUGACCCUUUAAAACAUGCAGUCAUGGUUGCUAUAGAUAUGAUAGCUUGGCAACAAAAUGGUGGCGCUUAUAAUUUAAAGUAUAGAAAGAAUAAUGAUGGGUUCUGUAUUAUUGAUAGUAAUCAUUUAUCUAACAAUUUAUUAACUUUGAAUAGUAAAGUAUAUGAGAAUUUAAAAAGCGGUUCUGGUGGUGGUGGUUACCUCUGCACUGGAUAUGAUAUUUAUUUGACUCAUGAACCUUGUGUAAUCUAAGUUGGUUAAUGUUUUGUGUUCAAGUCCUAGAAAAGUUGACCCUAAAAUAUUAAAUUAUUUGGUUGAAAUUUUUGUUUUGGUUCUUCAAAAGGCUAAAAGUGUUGCAGAAAAACUUUGAGAUGAUUUUUUAAAUGCACGUUUUUCGAAAAUUCGCUUUUCUUAUAAGCACCUUCCUAAAUGUUAUCUUUCAGGGUUCUACACUAACCAUCUACGGUUUCCAAGGAAUUCUUCAGUUAUUGAAUGUGAUUUGUUGAUAAUUGUUGUGCUACUAUUGAUGACUCAGUCACGUAAAACAUUCCUGCUGUUAUUUUCUUUGACCUUCUUAUAUUGUAGCCUACACCGUGAAUGUUAGGUCAUAAAUUUUUGAUGUAUUUUUAUUAUGAUUUGAAUUGAGACAUUUGAAUAUAUGUUCGGUAACUUUACGUAUAUGUACCAUAUACGUAUAGUUACCGAAAUACGUUGCC
This is a messenger RNA of Hydra vulgaris (swiftwater hydra), 1357 nucleotides long. Its product is annotated as probable inactive tRNA-specific adenosine deaminase-like protein 3. Gene Ontology annotation, molecular function: tRNA-specific adenosine-34 deaminase activity. Gene Ontology annotation, cellular component: cytoplasm; nucleus. Lineage: Eukaryota; Metazoa; Cnidaria; Hydrozoa; Anthoathecata; Hydridae. The record is from RefSeq and is a predicted model, not a curated record.